GGGUCUCACCGCCCCGCUACGAGUCCACUGCCUAAUUCACCAGCAAGCACUGUGCUGCAAAGUGUUGAAGUGGGAUUCUGUAAUGAAGGUUGUGGUCUCGUGCAUAAACUUCAUCAGAGCAAAGGGACUUAAACACAGGCAGUUCCAAGAAUUCCUGUCUGAACUGGAGUCUACGCACGGAGAUGUGCUGUACUACACAGAGGUCCGAUGGCUGAGCCGGGGCAGAGUUUUGAGGCGUUUUUACGAGCUGCUACCCGAAAUUAACGCAUUUCUUCAUUUAAAAGACAAAACGGUCCCAGAGCUGAUCGACCCAGAAUGGAAAUGGCACCUCGCAUUUUUAACAGACGUGACAGAAAUACUUAACAGCCUUAACUUGCAGCUACAAGGCGAGGGGAAACUCAUUUGCGACAUGUAUUCACACAUAAAAGCAUUUGAGGUGAAAUUAGCGCUGCUUUUGGAACAAGUGAAAAAGCGCAACUUCGUCCAUCUUCCUGCUACCCAAAACCUGUCGACAGAGAACCCAGCGGUCCCGUUCCCAGCUGAAAAGUGCGUGGAAGCACUGGAAAUGCUGAAGGCGGAGUUCGGUGUGCGAUUCAGUGAACUACAUGUUCAUGCAAAAGAAAUCCGUCUUUUUCAGAACCCCUUUGUUGCCGACAUUGAUGAAGCCCAGCCUUCAUAUCAGUUUGAGUUGGCUGAGUUACAGAACUGUGAUGUUCUGAAAGACACAUUCAAGCCAAACAGUCUCAUUGACUUCUAUGCCGCCCUCCCAAACGACACAUAUCCAAACAUCAAAAAACACGCAAUGAAAAUGUCCACAGUUUUUGGCAGCACGUAUAUCUGCGAGAAAACCUUUUCUCGCAUGAAACUGCUGAAAACCCCGAUGAGAUCAAGAUUGACAGAUGAACAUUUGCAUCAGUGCUUGAGACUGGCUGUAACUAGAAUGGAACCUGAUAUUCAACUUCUCACCAGCCAGAUGCAGGCCCACAGUUCACACUGAUGAACAUGCAUAGGGAGGUUGAUGAGAGAGAGCUGCAAACAGCGGUGUCUACAAGCCUACUGGAACCUACAAAAGGAUUAUAAGGAAGGAACACAAGAACUUUAAGAGACUGCUCAUAUGUGUCAGAGAGAUUCUGCUCUGACAACUGAGCUGAACUUUUAUCUGUUAAGAUUGUGCAUGGCACGACAGAAAGUUAAUGUUCCAUGGCUUUUUUUUCUAUGAAGAACCCAGAGAGAGUUCAUUUAGUUAUUAUUUAUUUCCUGUUUUUUCUGUGAAGAACUCAGAGAGGGUUAUUUAGUUAUUAUUUAUUUCAUUAAUAGUGUUAUUAUUUGUUUCCUGACUUUUUUUCUGUAAAGAACCUGGAAAGGGUUAUUUGGUUAUGUGUGGCUUUCUGGAAAACAAUACAUUUUUUAAGCUCCCCUACGAUCGUCACACUUUUUCUGUUACAAACUGACACCGGCCCCCCAUCAGAGAAGGGAAAAGUUAUGUGGCCCUCACAGGAAAAAGUUUGGGGACCCCUGCUGUAAUGGCUGCUAAAGCAAAGUACUGAGUAAAAGGUAUAAAUAGUUAUAUAAAUGUUUUUGCUUUGUCAUUAUGGGGUAUUGUGUGUAGAUUGGUGAGAAACUAUGUCAUUGAU
Oncorhynchus nerka (sockeye salmon) is the source of this 1634-nucleotide messenger RNA. RefSeq names its product general transcription factor II-I repeat domain-containing protein 2-like. The record is from RefSeq and is a predicted model, not a curated record. The transcript has 2 exons. Lineage: Eukaryota; Metazoa; Chordata; Actinopteri; Salmoniformes; Salmonidae. Bases 83 to 997 code for a protein of 304 amino acids.